GCUGUACGACUUCUAUUUGGCUUAAACAAAGAAGACUUAACUUCGACAGACAGCAUCUCAUCUCAUCUCAUCUCAAACAAAUAAUUUUACCCUUUUGUUGUUCUUGUUUUAAAUUUUUCAGUUUCGAAGACUACAACGUUGGUGUCUUCGGUUUCUGUCAUAAUACCUCAAAUCAACUACCAAAACACAAAAGUAACAGCUUUUCAAGUGUAACUCCUGAUUUCGUUUGGUGGGUCAGUUUCAAGUUUUCAUUUUGUUCACGUUUCUUUGAUCUAUCUAUUCACAAGUACAUAUAGAGAGAGAGAGAGAGAGAUAGACAGUGGUAGCUUGCUGCUGAUUGGUGGGGAAGGUUAUGGCUUUUUGCCCAAUUUUUUGUUGCUUAAAUGUUUCGGAUCGAAAAGGACGUGGGAAGAAACAACCUCCAUGGCGAGUGUUUUCUUUGAAGGAAUUACACUCAGCUACAAAUAACUUCAACUAUGAUAACAAGCUUGGCGAAGGGGGAUUUGGAAGUGUUUACUGGGGUCAGCUUUGGGAUGGAUCCCAAAUUGCAGUCAAAAGAUUGAAAGUUUGGAGCAACAAAGCAGACAUGGAAUUUGCUGUUGAAGUUGAGAUAUUGGCAAGAGUACGACACAAGAAUCUUCUUAGUCUACGUGGCUAUUGUGCUGAAGGCCAGGAACGGCUAAUUGUAUAUGACUAUAUGCCGAAUUUGAGCCUACUCUCUCAUCUUCACGGACAGCACUCGACAGAAAGCCUCCUUGAUUGGAAUCGACGAAUGAAUAUUGCAAUCGGGUCUGCUGAGGGAAUUGUAUACCUUCACGUCCAAGCAACGCCGCAUAUCAUCCAUAGGGAUGUUAAAGCAAGCAACGUGUUGCUGGAUUCAGAUUUUCAAGCGCGUGUUGCUGAUUUUGGCUUCGCCAAGUUGAUCCCUGAUGGAGCAACGCAUGUGACAACUCGAGUUAAGGGCACCCUUGGCUAUCUUGCACCAGAAUAUGCUAUGUUAGGUAAAGCUAAUGAGAGUUGUGAUGUCUACAGUUUUGGAAUUCUCCUUCUCGAACUUGCCAGCGGCAAAAAACCACUCGAAAAACUAAGUUCUUCAGUGAAACGGGCGAUAAAUGAUUGGGCACUACCAUUAGCCUGUGAAAAGAAAUUUAGUGAACUUGCGGAUCCGAGACUUAAUGGUGACUAUGUGGAAGAAGAGCUUAAAAGGGUUAUUUUAGUUGCUCUAAUAUGUGCUCAGAAUCAGCCUGAGAAGAGACCUACGAUGGUCGAGGUGGUAGAACUACUGAAAGGAGAGUCGAAAGAGAAGGUUUUGCAGUUGGAGAAUAACGAACUGUUUAAGAACCCCCUUGCUGUAGGAAACACUAAUGAUGAAAUAUCAGCUGCUGAAGGGAGUUCUGACUUCAUAUCAGCGGAGAACGAAUCUAAACAUGAGAUGGAAGAGAAUGCAGAACCAUGAUUAUUAGUGCAAAAAACAUGGAAACUAUGAAUUUGAUAUGGUUUGUGAAGUUUUCAGGAUUUUUUUUUAUAAAUUAUUAUUAUUUUAUUUUUGCGCGGAUAUAUUGUGCGCCUGUUUAUUAUAGCGGCCGAUUGAUGCGUGUUUGCCCAUCUAUGAAUGAAGGUAUGAACCAAGCAAAUUUAUUGAUGUGGAACUACGGAUUGAUAUGGUUGAGUACAGAUUGUGUGAAGUUUGCAGAAAUUGUAAGAUAACGCUUUUCUUUUCUUCAUUUAUUUUGGACCGCACAGACUUUAAGAUAGUAUUUCUUCCAUUUCA
Medicago truncatula (barrel medic) is the source of this 1771-nucleotide messenger RNA. Its product is annotated as PTI1-like tyrosine-protein kinase At3g15890. Gene Ontology annotation, biological process: protein phosphorylation. The record is from RefSeq and is a predicted model, not a curated record. The coding region runs from base 353 to 1456 and encodes 367 amino acids. Gene Ontology annotation, molecular function: ATP binding; protein kinase activity. NCBI's taxonomy places the organism in Eukaryota, Viridiplantae, Streptophyta, Magnoliopsida, Fabales, Fabaceae. The transcript is spliced from 4 exons.